Sarcophilus harrisii (Tasmanian devil) is the source of this 4727-nucleotide messenger RNA. It is a transcript of the gene MAPDA, whose product is annotated as adenosine deaminase like. Lineage: Eukaryota; Metazoa; Chordata; Mammalia; Dasyuromorphia; Dasyuridae. Gene Ontology annotation, molecular function: adenosine deaminase activity. The transcript has 12 exons. The coding region runs from base 1337 to 2404 and encodes 355 amino acids. Gene Ontology annotation, biological process: adenosine catabolic process; inosine biosynthetic process. The record is from RefSeq and is a predicted model, not a curated record.
UCCUUCCUUCACAGAGCUUACAUUUAUUGGGUGAAAUACAUAAAAAGUAGAUACAGAGUUAUUGGAAGCUGGAGAGAGUAUUGACAAUAGGAGGGAGAAGGAAAAGGUUCACAUAGGAGUUGACACUUGAUUCGUGCCUGGAAGGAUACAAAGUAUUCUGAGAAGACCACUGUUAUCGGAUUAGAUUCCAUACACAGGGAAUAGCCUGGGCAAAGUCUUAGAAGUAGGAGUUGGUGUGCUGAUCUCAAGGAUCAGAUAUCAAAAAUUUUAAACUUAGAAGUGUUCGUUAGGAAAGUUAGGUUUGAGCUGUGCUGUUUUGAACUUUUAAUUGCCAAGGAACUUGUAUUUUGUUCUAAAGAUAACAGGAAACCAUUAAAGAAUUUUUAGCAAGGAAAUUAUAUGAUUAGUUCUAUGUCUUAGGAAUAUUAACUUGACAGUUGAGUGGUAGAUGGAUUGUAGAAGGGAGAGACAGAAAGUUGGGAGGGUAAUUAAUAGGUUAUUGUAAGAAUAAAGAGAAGAGAUGAUGGCAGCCUGAACUAGAUCAGUGGUUGUAGGGAAUGGGCAUAAAAUAUCUUGUGGAGGGAGGAAAUAUCUUAGAGUAGGCAUAGCAGCUGAUUGAAUCUGUUGUACGAGGGAGAGGGAAGGAUCAGGGAUGAUUCUGAAGUUGCAAAUCUUUGUGAUUAGAUAGUGAUGCCAUCAAACAGAAAUUGGUAAGUUUGGACAGAAUGGGUGUUGGUGAGAAGAUAAUGAGUUUCAUUUUGAAUGUGUUGAGUGUAAGGUUAUUGAGAUGUCUGGUACUCAUUUGACAAUAUGGAACUGGAAUUCAGGAGAUUAGACCAAGCUAUACAAGUUUGGGAAUCAUCUGCAUAGAGGUGAUGGUCAAAUACAUAAGCACUAGAAAGAGAAGCUCCAAAACAAUAGUUAAAGGUCAUCCAUGCUUAGAAAUGAAGAGAAGAAUGAUCUGAAAAAGAAAACUGAAAAAGAGUUUUUAGAGCAGUGUCAUGAAAACCAAGAGAGAAAAAAUGAUGAACAUGUUAGAAGCUGCUGAGAGAUAAGUAAGAUGGAGAAACUUGAAGAAUGCAGCUCCAAUUGAUGUGGUGUCAGAAGCAGUUGUCAAAAUGUCGAAAAGUGACUCAAGGUGAUACACUUUCCUGAUCUGGUUGUGCAACCAAUAGUGGAAGAAUUUGUGGAAGUAAACCUAUGUAGGAGAGAGGUUUCAGACUGUAGACCAUGCUGAAUAGAAUUAUACUUGGAAGUUCACAACAAGAAUACCACUUUUUGGGAUCUGCAGACACAUCACUUUUGCUUGAAGGAAGAUCUUUUUUCAAUUAGAAUCAUGAUGGCAAUGGAAGAGCAGCAACAGCCACAGAAGAAUAAUUUUUACUUGGAAUUACCUAAAGUGGAACUUCAUGCCCACUUGAAUGGCUCCAUUAGUUCUUCUACUAUGAAGAAGUUAAUAGCCAAAAAGCCAGAUCUUAAAAUCCAUGAUCAGAUGACUGUGAUUGAUAAAGGAAAGAAAAGAACUUUAAAAGAAUGUUUCCAAAUGUUUCAGCUCAUUCAUCAGAUUACUACUAGCCCUGAAGAUAUAUUAAUGGUCACAAAAGAUGUUAUUAAAGAAUUUGCUGAUGAUGGUGUCAAGUAUCUAGAACUGAGGAGUACACCUAGAGAAGAAAAUACAACAGGUAUGACCAAAAAGUCUUAUGUGGAAGCUGUUCUAGAAGGCAUAAAACAGUCUAAACAAGAAAAUUUGGAUAUUGAGGUGAGAUAUUUAAUAGCAAUAGACAGAAGAGGUGGAACUUCAGUAGCAAAAGAGACUGUUAAACUUGCCAAAGAAUUCUUCCUUUCCUCUGAGGAUACUGUCGUUGGCAUUGACUUGAGCGGAGACCCCUCUGCAGGACAUGGGAAAGACUUUUUGGAACCUCUUUUGGAAGCAAAAAAAGCAGGUCUGAAAUUGGCAUUGCAUCUUUCAGAGAUUCCAAACCAAGAAAAAGAAACCCAAGUUCUCCUGGGGUUGCCUCCUGACAGAAUUGGCCACGGGACAUUUCUCAGUUCAUGUGAAGGAGGGUCACUGGAUCUGGUGGAGUUUGUUAGACAGAACCGUAUACCACUAGAACUCUGUUUGACUUCAAACAUCAAAAGUCAGACAGUACCUUCUUAUGAUCAACAUCACUUUGGAUUCUGGUACAGCAUAGCCCACCCUUCUGUAAUUUGUACUGAUGAUAAGGGUGUUUUUGCCACACACCUUUCUCAGGAGUACCAACUAGCUGCUGAGACAUUCGGUUUGACCCAGACACAGAUGUGGGAUCUCUCCUAUGAAUCCAUCAAUUAUAUUUUUGCUUCCAGCAGCACCAAAUCUGAAUUAAGGAAGAAAUGGAAUAAUUUGAAGCCAAAAUUCUUACAUUAACUUUUGGAUAGGAGACUGUCUAGGAAGUCACAUCAUAGUCUUUGGCCUCCAUUUGGAACUACUUUGCAAUCCUUCAACCACCUGCCUUGAAUCAGUGUUUGGGAAAUCCUCUGAGAAUUUAAAUCAAGGGUCCUUAAUCAGUAGAUUAUAGCCCAUUGGUAACUGCUUAAGUUUUACCUGGCUGAUCUCUGGUUUGUCUGCUAAUAUUCAUUUCCACCCCCUACUCCUCCAAGAGAUUUAUGGGAAAGGGAGCUAGUCUAAUCAAAAACUCGUACACAAGCCAUAUUUGCCAUUGCCUACCCAGUAAUCAUAAGGCUUUAGAGAAAUCAUCCUUUUCCUUUCAUUCAUUCCCCAAAUAUCCCAGUAGCAUUAACAGCUGCUGAUGACAUCUGAAUCUCUCCUAAAGGGCCUGUUAAAAAAAAAAAAAAAAAAAAAAGAGAGAGAAGCAGCAAUCUCUCAUGGAAUCUUUUGUCCACUUGAACUGCCUUGAAGUCUGUAAGAUUCAUUAAUAAUUCAUUUCCUUCCCCCAACCAAAAUUGAUCCCUGCAAUAGCAGCAGCACUGCCUAGGAUUCUUCAGUUCCACCAUCAGCCCCCACACUCUCAGGGAAAAAAAAAAAACCCACUGUAAAACUUAUGUUGAUAGUUACUUCAGCUGGAGAUGGGACCAAACUAAUAAAACUUCUAAACUGGAGGACUAAGUAACCAAGUAGUAGGAUAGGAUAGAGGCAUACUUGUUUUGCUUUCUAGAAAUUCCGCUAUAAUUUGGCAUAUGAAAGUGCCCGAAGGAGUGACCUGAUUCUACCUAAACAUUAGCCGUUGCCACCCUUCUUUCUCCACUAUCUCAUCCCUCCCAAAUUUAAUUAGAGAUAGCUGUUGCUAUUCCCUAUUUUCUGGAGCCUAGAUUGUAGCAUGCAUAAAUCAUAAUUCAUGAGGAAAGGACAUAGGGUGGUCCUGUGUUUAACAGCCAUUAGGCCUAACUUCACAUUUGGUGUUCAAAGCCAUGAUCUGUUAUUCCUCAUGCUUCCUUAUAGCUACUAUGAACCAUUCAUUUUCUCCCUAACAGUUUACAUGAGUCUGACCUCCGGAAAUUUUUUCUUUUGAGAGUUGAUAAUCAUGAGACCAAAAAAAAAAAUCUGAAAAGCAGAUUACAUGUCAUUAAGCCCCAAGUAUGAGUGCUUAUAUAUACUGGUUUUUCUAAUGGUGUGUUCCCCAAAACAAUAGGUGAAUAAAUUGAAAAUUAAUAUUUGGUAAACUUGCUAUUUCAAGGAAACUUAUUAAAUCACCCACCAAGUUAUUUUUUAUCUGUAGCAAUUUGGAUGUUCACAUAAUAUUGGAUUUUUUUUAAAACAAAGAAAACUAGUAGUUGGUUGAAUACAUUGUCAAUCCCAGGGAUUUUCACCAUCUCAUCCAUCCUUCCCUCUCUAGGGAAGUCUGGGCUUUAACAAAGUGCCUCUGGCGAGAACUACCCUGAUGUCAUAUUGGUCUGUCUAGUCUAGCCUAUAGGGCUAGUGUAAAGCCCCGAAUUCCUUUAAUCUUGAAAAUGGAACUGUUUCUCAAAUAUAUUUGUAGGAAAAGUGGGAAGAAAGUGGAAGAAAAUCAAUAACUAUCAUAGUGAGCCAAGUUUUAACUAUUUCACUCUCUCCCCUUGAGUAGGAAAACAACAAAAACUAGUUCAUGUUGUUAUUCUUAACAGUUUAAAGCUUUUGGGGGUAAUGAAGUUAAAAACAAGGGUUAAAAUGAAGUGUGAGUAUAAAUCAUUUCCCUCCAAGCAGAUAAUCCAGACUUAGGAACCUUUAAAGGAAUGUCUGGAGAUAGGUUUGUAGUAGAAUGUUGCCCCAAGUUAGAAAACAUAACCCUGUUACAGGGGCUGUCUUUUCAGGGAGAUAUCGGGUUCAAGUCCUACCACAUUGGCUGUGAGUCUGUGGGUCAGUCGUUUCACUUUAGAGGCCGGGCAAUUAAGAUUUUAUUUAGAUCAUUGUCAGUGCAUUACUGUAGAAUGAAGUGGAGGAAGUUUCUGUAGAAGGCAGUUCCUCAUACUAGUGAAAUCACAAGUCCAGAAUUAUAACAAAAAUCUAUCACAAAGUUCUAAAAUAUUAAGAACACGAGACAGAAAAAUCCCUAGAUUAAAGUAAGUAAGUUAUCUGUGGAUGAGAGUUUGGUGUGGAUUUUGGAAUGGAAAAAUUCAAUUGUAUAGGGGUGAGGGGUCGGGAAGUAGCAUUUAGUCUUCACAACUUUAGUUCCAAACCUUCACUUUCCUGUAUCAAUAUAAUUUUUUAAAAUUUAUUAUAUUCCUAACUUCAGAUGGUACACUAGUGCUAUAAA